CUUUGUAGAUAUAUACCAGUCUAAAGUAGCCGUUCCCUUUUCUUAACCAGUCACUCACUCGUUGCUACUACUAGUAACCAAAUGUUGCCUUCUAGUACUUGUUUAGCUUCUCUUUUUCUUGUUUUGAUCUUAUGUAGCAAUGGAGUGAGCUCCUCUUCAUCUAAAUCAUCUAAGCCAAUCAAGAUUGGCAAGGGCUACCGUUUGAUCGCAGUUGAAGAAACUCCUGAUGGAGGCAUUCUGGGCCACCUCCAAGUUAAACAGAAAAACAACAUCUACGGUCCUGAUAUCCCUCUCUUGCAGCUCUAUGUCAAGCACGAGACGCAAGAUCGUCUAAGAGUACACAUAACUGAUGCAGAGAAGCAAAGAUGGGAGGUACCUUACAAUCUGCUACCGAGAGAGCAACCACCAGCAUUGAAGCAAACAAUUGGAAGAUCAAGAAAGAACCCAUUAACAGUGCAAGAAUAUUCUAGUUCUGAGCUAAUUUUUAGCUACACCGCUGACCCAUUCAGUUUUGCAGUUAAAAGAAAAUCAAAUGGACAAACUCUUUUCAAUUCUAGCUCAGAUGAAUCAGACCCAUUUAGCCAAUUGGUUUUUAAAGAUCAGUAUCUUGAAAUAUCCACAAAAUUACCCAAAGAUGCUUCUCUUUAUGGUUUGGGAGAGAAUACACAGCCACACGGGAUUAAAUUAUAUCCUGGAGAUCCAUACACUUUGUAUACUACUGAUAUUUCAGCUAUUAAUCUUAAUGCUGAUUUAUAUGGUUCACAUCCUGUGUAUAUGGAUCUUAGGAAUGUGAAUGGGCAGGCCUUUGCUCAUUCUGUUUUAUUAUUGAAUAGCAAUGGUAUGGAUGUUUUCUAUAGAGGCACUUCUUUGACAUACAAGAUUAUUGGGGGUGUUCUUGACUUUUACUUCUUUGCUGGACCCACUCCUUUGGCUGUUGUUGAUCAGUAUACGCAGUUAAUUGGUAGACCAGCUGCAAUGCCUUACUGGUCUUUUGGAUUCCACCAAUGCAGAUGGGGCUACCACAACCUGUCUGUGGUUGAAGAUGUUGUCGAGAACUACAAGAAGGCCCAGAUCCCUCUUGAUGUGAUUUGGAAUGAUGAUGAUCACAUGGAUGGCCACAAGGACUUUACCCUCAACCCCAACAACUACCCUCGUCCAAAGCUCCUGGCUUUCCUAGACAAAAUACACAGCAUUGGCAUGAAGUACAUUGUUAUUAUUGAUCCUGGAAUUGGUGUUAAUUCUACUUAUGGUGUAUAUCAAAGAGGCAUUGCCAAUGAUGUAUUUAUCAAGUAUGAGGGUAAGCCCUACUUGGCUCAAGUUUGGCCUGGAGCUGUUAACUUUCCCGAUUUCCUCAAUCCCAAAACAGUUGAAUGGUGGGGUGAUGAAAUUCGUCGCUUCCAUGAACUUGUUCCUGUUGAUGGCCUCUGGAUUGACAUGAAUGAAGCUUCAAAUUUUUGCUCUGGACUGUGCACAAUUCCAAAAGGGAAGCAGUGUCCAAGUGGAACUGGACCUGGUUGGGUAUGUUGCUUGGAUUGCAAGAACAUAACAAAGACGAGAUGGGAUGAUCCACCUUACAAGAUAAAUGCCUCAGGACUGCAGGUCCCAGUUGGGUACAAAACUAUAGCCACCAGUGCAGUUCACUACAAUGGUGUUUUGGAAUAUGAUGCUCAUAGUCUCUAUGGAUUCUCUCAAGCAAUUGCCACUCACAAGGCACUUCAAGGGCUUCAGGGUAAGCGCCCAUUUAUUUUAUCACGCUCCACUUACGUCGGAUCAGGAAAAUAUGCUGCACAUUGGACUGGUGAUAAUCAAGGCACCUGGAAUGAUUUGAAGUAUUCCAUAUCUACUAUGCUGAAUUUUGGUAUAUUUGGAGUGCCAAUGGUUGGGUCAGAUAUUUGUGGAUUCUAUCCUCAACCCACAGAAGAGCUUUGCAACCGUUGGAUUGAAUUAGGCGCUUUCUACCCUUUCUCAAGGGAUCAUGCCAACUACUACUCACCAAGGCAGGAGCUUUAUCAGUGGAAUUCAGUAGCUGAAUCAGCCAGAAAUGCUCUAGGCAUGAGGUAUAAGCUUCUCCCAUAUCUGUACACAUUGAACUAUGAGGCGCAUGUUAGUGGGGCUCCGAUUGCCCGGCCAUUAUUCUUCUCAUUCCCAACUUAUAGCGAGUGUUAUGGAUUGAGCACCCAAUUCUUGCUAGGAAGAAGUGUUAUGGUGUCUCCAGUGCUUGAGCAAGGUAAAUCAGAGGUUAAAGCACUCUUUCCUCCAGGUUCUUGGUAUAGCUUAUUUGAUAUGUCGAAAACCAUUACAUCAAAGGAGGGACAGUAUGUAACCCUUGAUGCACCCUUGCAUGUGGUUAAUGUGCAUUUGUAUCAGAACACCAUACUACCAAUGCAGCAGGGUGGACUAAUUUCCAAGCAAGCCAGAAUGACACCUUUUACUCUUAUAGUAGCCUUCCCUGCUGGGGCUAGUUCUGCAGAAGCCACAGGAAACCUUUACCUUGAUGAUGAUGAGCUUCCUGAGAUGAAACUUGGAAGUGGGUAUUCUACAUAUGUGGAUCUUUAUGCAACUGCAAAUGAGGGAACAGUAAAGGUCUGGUCAAAAGUUCAGGAGGGCAAGUUUGCUUUGGAGAAGGGUUGGGUUAUUGACAAGAUAACUGUAUUGGGAUUAAGCGGAAGCGGGGAACCAUCUGCACUUGAGGUUAAUGGAAAACCUGUUACUGGGGCCUCAAACAUAGCGGUUACAUCAUCAGAACAUGAGCAUCUGGAGGCUGCUGAAGUUGGAGAUGAAAAGAAGAAGAGUAUGAUGGUAGAGGUUCAGGGUUUGGGAAUUCCUGUAGGUAAAGACUUUACCAUGUCCUGGAAAAUGGGUGUCAGUGGUUAAGGAUAAGAAUUUUUAAUGGUCCUCUUGUGGACUUGGAUAAUUUAGAUAUGUUCCUUUCUACUUCGGACGGUUUGCGCCUUUCUUGUUUGUUAUCAAGAUUCUUGAUGUAAAGGAGAUGAGCUAGAUUAUGCUCAUCCUUUUCCAUGAAAAGAAGUUCAAGAAUCAAAAGUGAGCUUAGAACAUUUACAUUGCUGUUGCUUAAAAUGCAGUAAUGCAUAUUUCGAAUCCUUUUAAAGUA
Ricinus communis (castor bean) is the source of this 3112-nucleotide messenger RNA. Its product is annotated as alpha-xylosidase 1. The coding region runs from base 82 to 2874 and encodes 930 amino acids. The transcript has 3 exons. Lineage: Eukaryota; Viridiplantae; Streptophyta; Magnoliopsida; Malpighiales; Euphorbiaceae. Gene Ontology annotation, molecular function: hydrolase activity, hydrolyzing O-glycosyl compounds; carbohydrate binding. Gene Ontology annotation, biological process: carbohydrate metabolic process. The record is from RefSeq and is a predicted model, not a curated record.